CGAUGGGGUUCUGCCCGCUUCUGUCUGGCUCAACGAACAAUUGGCGCCAAUUUGUUGCAGUGACUUGACUGUGUUAAGUUACAAACUUCUCCUUAACAUCUCAUUCAGUCCUUCUCCCCUGAGACUUCCGUCUGAUUUCUUCUUUCCCAUUUAUUUGAAGCAAGACACCCUUUUCUCUCUGUUCAAGCUUGUGACGUUACCUCGGACCCCUCAACUCGCCCCUCUCUCCAACGGCGACUUCACGUAUCAUCAUGGCUGAUGAUACCGCCACAGCGGAGGAUUCUCCGAUCACCUUCAACAUCAAAGCAUCUAAUGAUGCUAAGUUCACACUCACAUUACCUCUCUCGACGCCAGUUUCAGAGUUGAAGGAGAAGCUCUCGUCAUCCGAAUAUGCCGAUACCCCAGCGGAGCGCCAGCGCCUGAUCUAUUCAGGGAGGGUGCUGAAAGACAGUGACACUUUGGCGACCUACAAGAUAAAAGAUGGACACACUAUUCACCUCGUGAAAAGCGCUGCCAGUAAUCAACGUCAGGCUGCCGCCCCUGCACAGAGUGCUUCCACAUCCACGCCAACGAGCGCUGCCGCGAAUCCAGCAGCCGCCGGAGUCCCGACAAAUCUCGCCGCUGGCACAGGCAACAACCCUCUUGCUGGCUUAACUGGUGCGCGGUAUGCUGGGUUCGCACAGCUUCCAGGUGCUGGUAUGUUCGGCCCAGAUGGCGGGAUGGGCCCUCCACCCGACGCAGAUUCGAUGCUUCAGAUGCUUGAGAAUCCGCAAUUCCAAUCCACCAUCAACGAAGCUCUACAGAACCCUGCCAUGAUCGACAUGAUGAUGCAACAAAACCCGAUGUUGCGUGAUAUGCCCGGCGCCCGUCAAAUGAUGCAAAGUCCAGAAUUCCGCCGUAUGUUAACUGACCCUAACUCGCUUCGCCACAUGAUGCAGUUUCAACGGGCAAUGGGAGGCCUUGGUGGCGGUGGUGCUGGUGGCGGUGGUGGUGCUUUCCCUGCCCCAGGCGUUACGAACACGACACCUGAGGAGAACAGGAACGCGCAAAACGACAGCAACGGCGCCAACACUACGGCCGGCGCACCACCUUUCAAUCCUUUCAUGCCUCAGGGUCUAGGCGCAGGCAAUCCGUUUGCUGCUCUUUUCGGAGGUAAUCAAGGCAUGGGCUUCAACCCAACGGGCGCUGGCCAGACUGGGCCAGGGCAGACAGAAUCGGGUGGGGAACCUGGUGGUGAUGCUGCUGCCGAAGGUCAAGCUGCGCAAAAUGCACAGAACCCCUUCCGCGGGUUGAAUCCUUCUCUGUUUGGUGGUCAAGGGGGCAUAAACCCGUUCAAUCCCGAACAAAAUCCACUGCUCCGCAACCCUGCGUUGCUGGAACAGUUGAUGCAAUCAAUGGGGGGACAAGGAGGGGAGGGUGGUGCUGCUGCUAACCCUUUCGCUUCUUUGUUUGGGGGUGGAGGUCCCGGUUUCGGUAGCCCGGCUCCCACAGACAACAGGCCACCGGAAGAGCGAUAUGCGGACCAGCUGCGCCAGCUCAAUGAUAUGGGGUUCUUCGAAUUUGAACGAAACAUUGAAGCUCUUCGCCGAGCAGGAGGCAGUGUACAAGGUGCGGUGGAGUAUCUGCUGAGCCAUUCGUCCUAAUCACCAUUUCCUAUUUCAUUGGCGGCUUGAGAUUUUUGGCGGGUUUCUAGCGGUUCCGAUGACUCUUUCGUGUCCACCUUGGGUUUGAAGCAUGCGGCUCAAUGGAGAAACCUUCCUGGAACAUUUGUCUCCGUUGUAGUUUUGUAGAUCGAGGCCUUACAGUGUACCUACUCCCAUCAACAUAUUACGUGAGAUAUGAAUGAUCAUAUAAUUUCUUGUGCUGUUUUUUUUGCUCUUACGAUAUGACUGUUUGAUUUCGGAAUAGACAUAGUCGAGGUUGAGGUCGCUUUGUCGGCUGUUCU
Molecule: messenger RNA, 1945 nt
Organism: Aspergillus versicolor CBS 583.65
Lineage: Eukaryota; Fungi; Ascomycota; Eurotiomycetes; Eurotiales; Aspergillaceae
Product: ubiquitin domain-containing protein DSK2
Exons: 2
Coding region: 252-1643 (463 amino acids)
Biological process (GO): ubiquitin-dependent protein catabolic process
Cellular component (GO): cytosol
Molecular function (GO): polyubiquitin modification-dependent protein binding
Source: RefSeq, a predicted model, not a curated record